Messenger RNA from Erythranthe guttata (spotted monkey flower), 604 nucleotides. RefSeq names its product plastid-specific 50S ribosomal protein 6 (gene PSRP6). Gene Ontology annotation, cellular component: chloroplast; ribosome. The record is from RefSeq and is a predicted model, not a curated record. Gene Ontology annotation, molecular function: structural constituent of ribosome; rRNA binding. NCBI's taxonomy places the organism in Eukaryota, Viridiplantae, Streptophyta, Magnoliopsida, Lamiales, Phrymaceae. Gene Ontology annotation, biological process: translation.
ACUUUCCCCCAUCCACAACCGGACACUUUGGCACCAUAAAAACAGACUCUUAUCAGCUCUAUCCUCAACAACAAUCUAGAGAGAGAGAAAAAAUGUCAGUAUCAGCAAUAUUUGGUUCAAGGGUGGUGCUUCCACCUUCCUCCGCCGCCGUCGCAACGAAGGCAAUAGCACCGCCGCAGAGACUAGCGGUGGGCGGCGGACAUGGUGGCACAGGUUUGGUGAUUGAGUGCUCGUCCAGGCCACAGAAGAAGGGAACUAAGCAUCACAUGAAGACCCGCCCUCGUAAAACUCGCCUCUCCGACAUACGACGUGCUCCCACCAACUACCCUCCGCUUCCCCCUCUCCCAUCGGAAUGGAGUCUGGUCUCCGAUGCCACUGCCGCCGCCGCCGCCGCCGCCGCUCCGCCGCAGCCUGUCCAGCCUGAGUAAUUCUUAGUGUUUGCCCAUAAUUUUAUCUUGUUAUGAUGAUGAAUUGUUUGUUUUUGUCCGCAAUUUCAAUCUUUUUUUUGUUAAUUUGGAAGAUGAAGGCUGUAUUUUGACUCUCUAAAAAACUGUGGUUCUGUUGGAUUGAGAAUGGAGUUGAAUUUUCAGGAUAAUUAAUCCCA